This is a messenger RNA of Oppiella nova, 1342 nucleotides long. Lineage: Eukaryota; Metazoa; Arthropoda; Arachnida; Sarcoptiformes; Oppiidae. The record is from the annotation of a GenBank genome assembly.
UGACUGACUACUGAACACAUGUUUGAAUGAAUGACUGAAUGAAUGGAUGUUUUGAUAAACACAUUGAAUUGAAUGACAAAUUGCUUUCAAUAUUACAUGACAUUCAGUGUUCACUCAUUUGUGGCCAACUUGUGAUCAGUGGUGAGAUUAGUGGCAAAUAUGAUGUAAUUGUGUGGACAAGGCUUCCAUCUCUUGAUGUCGCUAUCAUGCCUUAUAUGAGCCCUCAUUUGAUUGCAUUUAUGACUGCAGUGUCGGCGGAACUAUCGGUGCGAUCAUAACGUGUCCGUUGGAAGUGGUGAAGACACGACUGCAGUCAUCGGUGGCCUGUUUUAGUGGAUCCCAAACGACGCAAUACUUGACGCCCACUCUGACGGCCACCGCCACCAAGUCGUCGGUCCCUCUCUGGCGGUGUAUUCGUCACAUCAUAGACACCGAGGGUCCCAAAGCCCUCUUCAAAGGCUUGGGUCCCAACCUGAUCGGAGUGGCGCCCUCCAGAGCCAUUUAUUUUUGUACAUAUUCAACAGUUAAAAACUCAUGUAACCAAAGCUUUACAUCGGCCGACACACCACUGGUCCAUAUGGUGGCGGCCGGCAGCGCUGGCUUUGUCUCGUGUACGGCCACUAAUCCCAUUUGGUUUGUCAAGACUCGACUCCAAUUGGAUCAGAGCAAAUACGGGGCAAAGACUGCCUGGAAUUGCAUUAAAGACAUAUACAGACAAUCAGGAGUCAUCGGCUUUUAUAAAGGCAUUACUGCCUCUUAUUUCGGAAUUAGUGAAACGAUUAUACAUUUUGUUAUUUACGAAUUCAUUAAAACAAAGCUAACGGAAAUACAGGUGCGGCGCCCACACCAGUCCGAACGAACGACUGGAUUAUAUUUUGUACAAUAUAUGGCUGCCGGUGCCGUUUCUAAGUCAUUCGCAUCCAUACUGGCCUACCCUCACGAAGUGGCGCGGACUCGACUCCGAGAAGAAGGCAACAAAUAUCGGAGUUUUAUUCAAACUUUAUAUCUCGUAUGGCGUGAAGAGGGAGUCAAGAAUGAAGUGGCGCGGACUCGACUCCGAGAAGAAGGCAACAAAUAUCGGAGUUUUAUUCAAACUUUAUAUCUCGUAUGGCGUGAAGAGGGAGUCAAGAAUGGUUUAUAUCGAGGUCUGGCCACUCAACUGAUCCUGGUGCUGACCGUGCGAAUAGAGGAGGUGCUGCUUGCGGUCCCCGACGAGGUGGUGGAUGUCUCACUCGAAUCCGAUGGGAUUCGCGUCACUUUCCUUAAGGGGAUCCCAAAGAAGGCGAAUGUGGCCCAAGGGUUGCGAAUCCAACAGCUCGACAACUCUCCCAAAUCACCAUAA